AUGGACAGCGGUAAAGAGAUCAAGUCCGUUUGUGACCUUGUCCAGAGAUGGGCACACGCAAAACCCGACCAUCUGGCAAUUUCGUUUGGGUCAAGGAAUGUUUCAUAUGGGCAACUUGAGGAUGCAGCGUCUCAUGUCGCGUGGCUUCUGCAACAAAAGCAGGUAUUGCCAGGAGACUUUGUCCCUGUGCUGGCCACUCGCAGUAUAGAGAUAUUCCCCUGCUUCCUCGGAGUCCUCAAAGCCGGAGCUUGUUACGUUCCUAUUGACAUCGAAUCGUGGAAUGAGAAGCGCAUAACGAUGACUUUGAAGACCGUCUCCGCGAGAGUAGUAAUAAAUCUAGGCACUGCGGUCACGACCUCAUACCCUUCAAAGUGCAGUGUUAUAACGAGCUCUGACGUUAAGGCAGGUUUGGAGACGACUGCUACUGAGCAGAAACAUGGCAUCAAAAAAGGUCGAGACGCGCCAGAAAUAAAGCCUUCGGACCUAGCUUACAUGAUCUUCACGUCGGGGACGACAUCGGCACCGAAAGGGGUCAUGAUUCCUCACUCGGCCAUUUUGAAUUACGCGCAGCAGGGUAACGAUGAGACCCCUUUCAACUUCAACGCAACCCCGGACGACAGGGUUCUGCUUUUCUUCUCACCCGGGUUCGAUGCUUGUGUCGCCGUCAUGGUCUCGGCUUUGUGCAAUGGAGCGCAGGUGGUUGUAGCGAGCGCACAUGAUGUUCUGGAAUGCGCAGCUCGCUCGACCAUCCUAGUGGCCACCCCGUCUAUCUUAACAGCAUUUGGAACUCCAGGGAAUGUCUUUGAUAGGGCCCGAACUAUCAUACUGGGCGGCGAGGCUCCGUCUGAAUCCCUACUGCACAAGUGGUGGACGCCCACCCGCAGUAUCUACAAUGCGUAUGGGCUGACGGAAACCACCAUCAUGUCAUUGAUCGGCCGCGUCGUGCCUUGGAAGCCCGUGACACUUGGUCAACCCAUGCAAGGUUCACGUGUGUUGCUAUUAAAAGAUGGAGAUUUAUCAAAUGUUGAAAGAGGUGACUGUGACUUUGGCGAGAUAUGCAUCACCGGGCCUGGACUAGCAGUGGGAUAUUAUCAGAAUGAGGCCCUCACAGCCGAGAAAUUCAUCACCUUGAACAGUGGUGAGAGGGCAUACCGAACCGGCGACUUUGCGAGGAGAACUAAACACGGUCUUGAAUUUGCCGGUCGCAUGGACAGUUUAGUCAAGAAUCGGGGGUUUCUGAUCAACCUUGAAGCACAAGUCGUACCCGCACUUCUCGCCCAAGGCGCGAACGAAGCUGCAGCCUUCAUGCACAACAAACAGCUGGUAGGCAUUGUCACCCCGGAGAAUGUGGAUAUUCGAGCGAUGCGGCAGGCGUUGGCACGCAAGCAUGAAGACUUCCUCGUUCCAGAUCAGAUUCGGGCUUUCAACGCACUUCCAAUGACGGUAAAUGGCAAGACGGACACCCACACGCUACGGCGGCAGCUAGAGGUGGAAGAGCACACCAACAACAAUCAACCAAACAUUGUACAUGAUGAUUUACAUCACCUGGCCAGGCACGAUGCGCACAAUGUCCGUGGAGGAAUGUCGAAGAUGGAGACGUUGAGAGAGGCCAUUGUGGCUGCAACCUCGCUGCCACUCGACAAGGUCGCCAAAGACUGUUCUUUUUGGGAGCUAGGUGGGAACUCGCUCGUAGCUAUCCAAGUCGCGUCUUACUUGCAUAAACGAAAUCUUCGGAUUGGGCUGAAAGCCAUUUUUGACCUCCCAAAUCUCAGCUCCGUCUGUGACGCACUGAAAGAGAUCGAGGCAAAUGGUACAGAUGGGCAUAUAGAAUGCGGUGAGUUAAGGGAUAAUGAGAUGAUGGAAACCAACAUUCCCAAGGGGCCAAUGACUAGUCUACAGACAAAAAUGGUGCAAGGUAGCAUCAGAAGACCUGGGCUUAACUACAUGUUUCUGCAUCUUCGUAUUCCUUGGUAUCCAACCACCACUUCCAGCCUCAAGAGGAUGAAGGACGCGUGGAAUCAGGUCUUGCAGCGACACUCGGCUUUCCGGACGUCGUUCCUGUUAAAGGAAGGGAUGCAGGAAAUACGCCCGCAGGUGAAUUUAGAUUGGUACCACGAGGAAUCCACGUCGGACAGAGCGGCCGCAGUCAUUCUUGCGCAGUCUCGCGAGAUGCGCAGGCAGCUAACAGUGGUUGACGAGUUUUCAGAGGACCUGUACCUGCCCGUGACUGCAUUCCGGCUCAUCACUGUGUCAGGCCACGACUCGACACUUCUAAUGGCGGUGCAUCAUGCUCGGGUGGACGGUUGGUCCCUCAGCAUCGUCAUCAAUGAGGUACAGGCCGCUUUACAAGGUGUUGAUGGCAAUGAUUCACUGCCGUCCAUAUCUCAUUGCCCAGACCAGUUCCUAAAUGUCACAUUGGCCCAGAAGAAGCUUCAGAGCGAUCCAUCUGGAGUUGAUUUCUGGGCCCAGACACUUUUGGAAAAUCAAGCCGCGUUUCCGGAGUUGACGCUGCCCAAAUCUCACGCACCAUCGGUGCCAUUCUCAACCUCAAAUCAAUCCGAAGAAGCCUCAUCAAGCUGCAUGAGCAGCCAUAUCUUGCCCCUGGACCUACGUGUUUGUGAUUUGGAAAUGGCGGCCCGUCGUUUUCAUGUUGUUCCGUCCACUCUAGUGUACGCAGCCUGGGGCCUUGUGCUCUCCAACUACACCUUGUCGGAUCGUGUGGCAUUUGGUAUUGUCUUAUCAGGCCGUAACGUCAUCACAAACUCCGUCCUAGAUGCGAGAAUAGACAUGGAUAUAGAAGGUGUCGUCGGCCCUCUGAUCAACACAGUCCCUUUCCCCAUUCGAUUUACCAGCAAGCAUCAGACGAUAUCAGACUUCGCAUCAUCAGUCCACAGCCAUUUGCUGGAGACGGUGGAAUUUCAGUGGUCCACCGCCGAGGUCAUGACUUCCCUGAGCGGCGAGAACAUCAAUAGCAUUAUGCGCACCGUCGUCGCUACUGAGUACGACGUACCGCCGCUAAACGGAGCCUGGUGCAUCGAGCGUCAGGACUUCAUGGUGGAGUUUGGGCUGUCACUGAUGGUUGAGAAACAAGGCUCAGAUGGACUCCAAGUCCGCGGUCUCUUCGAUGCCACUCAUUGUGAUAUUUUUGAUGUUCGUAAAAUCUUACUACACUUCCGGAACGCGUUGAAAGGCUUCAUAGACCAAAGCAACAUGUAUGUGCAUGACGUGCGGGCGGGACUGUUAGAGGACAGCGAAAUCGCCACCCUUAUUCGACCACCUACCAACAAAGCAGAGUAUGACGGCCCCAAGACGGUCAAGGAGGCUCUCGAAGCUGCUGCAACCAAGUGGCCAGAGCUGUGCGCGGUUCAAUCUACACAGGACGGCACCAUGUCUUACCGAGAGCUAGACGAGGCAUCUAACAAGUUGGCUAGAGCGUUGAGAGGACGAAUCAAGGGUAAGGUGCCUACCGAGGUAAUUGUUUGUGUCUUGACGGAUCGAUCGCUGCAUUGGAUUGUGGCAGUCAUGGCUGUGAUCAAGGCCGGCUGUAUCUGCUGUCCACUCGACGUGACGCUCCCAGAAGGGAGGGUAGAGACCAUUGUGAAGCAAAGCGGCGCCUCCGUCUUUGUGUCUGCGAAUCAACAUUGCAUGUCAGCCAUAGAUUUUUUGAGAGAAGGUACUACCAAUCAGAGUAAGGCUUACAUCAUCGUUGACAAGUUUCUGCAAGGUGAUACCCAGCAGGAUGCGACCCCUUUAGACACCAUCACCCAGGCAGCCGAUGUGAUUUACUUGGUCUUCACUUCAGGGACUACCGGAGUUCCAAAAGGUGUUCCACUACAUAAUCUCAGCAUUUUGCACGUCAUAGAAAACCCGGUUGUCCGGCUUCGCGCAGCACCAGGUCGUUUUGACAUUGCUACACUCGAGAUAUUUGGCACGCUCUGCUAUGGAGGUACCUUGAUGCUUAAAGAAGCUUGGGAUCCGUUCAAGCACCUUAAACGUGCCCAUGCCGCCAUAAUGACCCCCUCGUUGCUCUUGGCGUGUCUCCCUUCCGAGUAUACGAAUCUCGACACAAUACUAGUUGGCGGAGAGCCUGUUCCGCCAUCCGUAAUCGAAUUAUGGGGUGAAGGGCGAAGUCUGAUAAACGGCUACGGGCCGAGCGAAUGUGGAUCCAUUUCAACAACUGCACAACUUCUACCUGGCCACAAAGUUACGAUUGGUCACGAGCUUCCACGACUCAGUGUGUACGUGCUAGAUCAUCGACAGUGCCCGGUUGCUCAGGGUGUUACAGGGGAGAUAUACAUCUCGGGUGAGCAGAUCACUCGCGGAUACUGGAGAGAAAACGGCAGGCAUAGCGUGCAACACCUACCAAACCCAUUCGCCUCAUCUCAGGCCCAAAAAUUCAUGUACCGCACUGGCGAUCUAGGAUUCUGGGACGACGAGAUGAAUUUAAAUUAUAUCGGUCGAAUAGACAAUCAAGUCAAGAUACGCGGAUUCCGUGUUGAGCUGGAGGAGAUUGAGCACGCCAUCUUGGGGGCUGAUCUGGACACUCGUGUCCAGAGCGCCGUCAUCAUGGUCGUAGAUGCUCACGCCAAAAAUGGAAACCAAGAUGACCCGACGCAAUGGUCUGAAGCCGACAAGCGCGUCGUUGGCUUCGUGACACCACAAAACGUUAAUUUAGCGGCGUUACGUGCCCGAAUUGCCGCUAUACUGCCCAGUUACAUGUGGCCUUCGCAGAUGAUCACAUUAUCAGAACUGCCUAGGACGAUAAACUCUAAGGCAGACCGUAAGGCACUUAUGGCUCUCGCAGUGUCCAAGUGGUCGGUUGAUAAUAGUGACGGUUUGAUACAGCCGUAUAACUAUAAGAAGAAAGACGAGGCUAGUCUAACAGCGACAGAGAAAACGAUCAGCAAAAUCUGGAAAGAACUGCUCCACCUAGAGCCCCUUUUUCCAAUACAGAAAGACCAAGAUUUUCUAACGAUAGGAGGAAAUUCUGUUCUUGCCAUCAGAGCCGCUCGAGAGCUGGCUUCAUCGAUUGGGCGUCACAUCCCCGUGGCGCUUCUCUUACGAACAACCGUCCUUGAGGAGCUAGCUCUCGCUAUCGACCAGUAUAACACACCCUCUUCAUCUAUAGCCCGAGAUCUUGAAACGGAGUCAUUUUCUGCAUAUCUAUUCUCGUCAGGACUGCAUACUCUUCCAGAUAACGUAUUAUCCAACUCGCCUCACUUAUCGUACAUGGAAGAGGAGCUAUUUUACUCCCACCACGCAUCAGACACCAAGCAAGCAUUCAAUACCAUCAUCCAAUUUGUUCUUAACGGCACAAUUAAUAUUAAGGCUCUUAUUCAAUCCUUUACAGCUAUACAACUAAAUAACCCUAUCUUACGGUCUCGAUAUACUAUCGAUUCGCAGGGCCGUCCUUGCCGUGUAACUAGUGAUAACGUCGCAGAUGCGCGAUAUCUUGUUGGCGACGAAUGGAAUGAUAACAAAAUGCAAGCUUUGGCCGACACGCCGUUCGAUCUGGCCCGACACCAGCUAUUAAGGGUUAUUAUUUGGGACAGGGGUGACAACAAAAAAGCGAAAGAUGCUUCGCGGUAUGUCGUAGAGGUUGCAAUCAUGACCCAUCACAUUAUAACUGAUAGAGCCUCGCUUUCACUAAUGCUGGGGUCCCUGAGCCAGCACUAUCGGCGUGUACAAGCCCAGACAUUACAAGACGGGGCUACAAUCACACCAUCUGUAUCAAAGCAGAAGCCUGGGUCCCGGCAAAUAGGCUAUGCCGACUGGGCUCAUUGGCUUCAUAUCCAUCAACAAACGCCGCGAGCGCAGAUGCAGCUGGAACAAAAGAUGGCCUUCUGGAGGAAAACUCUUGGGAGCAAGUGGCAGAUUCGCACACUCCCAACUGUUCAUCGUCAUGAUCAUCUUGAUUCUUGUACUGAGACGGCUACAAAUCCCGGCGCUUGCCAGCACGUCUCCAUCCCGUGCCCUGAUAAAUGCUCAGACGCGCCUUAUUCGCAGCGCCUCGCCGUCGCAGCUACGGCUCUCGCCCUCCGAGCCAUCUUCGGCAUUUCGGACGUCGCUCUUGCCAUUCCAUAUACGAAUCGUGACGACCCAGCCACAGCCGGCAUGUUGGGUCUGUUUGUCGACCGGCUCCCAAUACGACUGGAACUAUCCUCUGCAGACCUGGCGAGUGCCAAUGUACUACUCGAUCUGGUGUCCUCGGCCACGCAUCAUGCCGUCGAGCAACAAGCACCCUACGCUCGAAUUCGGUCCCAGUUCGUAUCAACUAAUAAUCGCUUCAUCGACGUCCUGGUCAUUUACAACUGGCAGUCAGACGCGCUGGAAACCCGCUUAGAUCUAGGGCCAGAUGUGCAAGUUACUCAGCUGAGCGCCGCUAGGGCUGCGCGGCCAAAGGGUACCAUGUUUCCUCUGUUGUUCGACUACAGUGAGCAAAGGGAUGGGGGCCUUCUACUUCAUGUUGUAUACAAUCCAGAUUUAAUCCCAGCAAAGAUCGUGGCAGCACUGAUAUCGUUGCUCCCAGGGUUGGUACAGGGUCUUAGUGGACACAAGAUUCCGGCACAUGCUUGCUCAACAGACAUUUCAUUUUGA
This is a messenger RNA of Metarhizium robertsii ARSEF 23, 6597 nucleotides long. Its product is annotated as AMP-dependent synthetase/ligase. Gene Ontology annotation, biological process: secondary metabolite biosynthetic process; amino acid activation for nonribosomal peptide biosynthetic process. The record is from RefSeq and is a predicted model, not a curated record. Gene Ontology annotation, cellular component: cytoplasm. The coding region runs from base 1 to 6597 and encodes 2198 amino acids. The transcript has 4 exons. Gene Ontology annotation, molecular function: catalytic activity; phosphopantetheine binding. Lineage: Eukaryota; Fungi; Ascomycota; Sordariomycetes; Hypocreales; Clavicipitaceae.